GGAUAGCUAUUGUUGAUGAAAUUGAUGAUUUUGGAAGCAACAGUUCAUUAAUAUACAUGACUACUUCUAGACAUGAAUCAAAUGUAAACAUGUACGAUAUAAAUCAGGAUAAUAGCUACCAACCUCAGGAUGAAAAGAAUCACAACAAGCAUGCUAUACCUAAUGGUAUAGUAUAUAUUGCAAAUGAAUGGUUUACAUCACAGAGAGACAACAGAAUCAAUGGUUGGAAAGGUAGAAAGAAUUCUAUUGAUGAUAAACAACAUCGACCUGGGAGAGAAUUUUCAUAG
Dentiscutata erythropus is the source of this 287-nucleotide messenger RNA. The record is from the annotation of a GenBank genome assembly. NCBI's taxonomy places the organism in Eukaryota, Fungi, Glomeromycota, Glomeromycetes, Diversisporales, Gigasporaceae.